GCUGCACAGAGCGGAGAAACAGAGCAGCACAACACCAGAGCACAGAGGAGCAGGGGAUUGUUCAGGAUUUCGAGGUUCACUGCAUCUUUUAAAAAUGUCUAAUGAAGCAUCAGUGAAGAGCCGUGACUGAGUGAUUUUGCUGAUCCGUGCCUUCUGUCGGCAGCGCACUCAUAUAGGGAGGAAUCUUGGCUCCUGCAGUCAUUUCCCCUGCAGAGCUGAGCUCUUUGGCUGCCUCGCCACUUCCUUAGCAGAGGGGCUGCUGGCAGGGGCAACAACAAUCGGAGCAGGUCAUGAAGCCCCAGGAGGCAGAGCUUGUCACCGAAAUCUCCAAGUUACAAUGCAUGGUGUCAGAGCUGAAGACGGGUUUCACCAGUGCUCUGCUGGAGCUCAGUCAGAUCCAACAUGGAGACACGUUCCUGAGGGAGGAGCUAGAGCAGAACAGGAGGAGCUGCCAGAAGAAAGCUCUGCGCCUCGAGGCUCUGGUGGAGUCGCUGAGGGAGGAGCUGAGUGUGAUGCAGCGUCAGAUUCUGCAGCUGCACAGUCACGGUCAAAGAUCUCAGCAGGAAGUGAAGAGCACCACAUCCAAACAGAAAGAACGCAACAGUGAUGCAGCAGAGGCGUGUGGUGGGUGGAGUCAGUGUGAAUGUUCGUCUGCUCCGCCCGCCUGCUUGUCCAGAGGGAAACUGCUGCUGCACUGUUUCCUGCAGGGACUCAAAGCAGGACUGAGUGAAGGCACAGAUGCGCGACACCAGGUGGCGCUGCAGCUUUUACACUCAGAGUGGGAGUAUGUUUCCACCUUAAAUCAGCUGUACGACCAGUACAAGACUCCGCCCACUCACCAGAUGGCCGUGGAGCCGUAUCAGACUUAUCUCAGGUUUGUGGAGCAGCUGUUACAGCGACACCUGCUGUUCAGAAACACGCUGCAGGAGCGACUCUCUGCUGAACACUGGAAGUCUCUGGUUGGAGACAUCCUGGUGCAGCUGAUCGGACAAAAUGAUACGGCGUUUUCAGACAUGUACACUGGAUACACGACCACGCUGGCGUCCUUCCUCUCGCUGGAGUUCAGCAGACUGAAUCGUCCAGAGAAAGGACAGAAAGCACAGAGCGGUCACGUGGACAGAGAGGAAAUGAAGCUGCUCUCUCUGCUGCUGGCGCCCGUUUCUCGCAUUCACAGUUACCUGAACCACAUUCAGAACUUGUUGCAGUGGACGAGCAAAGAGCAUCCUGACUGCAGCCUCCUGCUCGGCACCGAGCGCGCGCUCAGAGCCAUUCUGUCUCGAUGUCAUGUGAUUCUGGAGGAGGACGUGCGGUGGGAGGACGCUGAAGCUGCGGGGCAAAGCAGCAGCUGUUGCUCUGAGGCUGCAGCUGCUUCAACAUCUGCAAACUGUUGCACAAGAAACCAGCAGAGCAGGAGCAGGGAGGAGUCAAACCCUGCUACUCAUAUAGACGAGCAGCAGGCCCCUCACCUCACCAACGGGAUGGACGUCCAUCACUCCAUGCGCCUCGAGUGCUGGUCCUGCAGCCCGGUGAGGAGGAAGAGCAGUGGACGAGACCGCACGUCCCUGAAACAGAAGGCCUUUCACUGUGGACACGCUUACUGCUCCCUCCUCACGCCGGACCCCGCGGGAUGGGCAGAGAACAGCGACUCGGGUCAGGGGACCUUCAGUCAGCCCACGGUGAAGAGCAGCAACGAGCUGGACGCGCCUUCUGGAAACCACGACCUCCAGGACUGUGAGACUGACCCCGACGACACCUCGGCCUUCGACUACUCCUCUGUGACGUCCUGCAGUCCUGACGGCACGCUGCGCAGGGACGUGACGGGCAGCAACAGCGGUGAGGACGAGGAGGAGGACGAGGAGGAGGAGGAGGAGGAGGAGGAGGAGGAGGAUAGUCAGGUGCCGGUGCUGUUGAAGCCUUCGUACAGUCAGAAACAACAGCAGCAACAGUCGCCGUCGUCAUCCGCGUCCAGGGAGAGAACUGUGUGUCUGAGGUGGCAGAUUCCCAGACUGACCCCUCACCCUCCUCUGAGAAACACAGCGGGGUCAUGUGUGGACGCACCCAAGCCGUGUCUCAUCAGCUCCCACGGACAGCGGCUGGUCAGUGUCAGGAAAGGCUCACCGCCUCUUCAUCCGAAAAGUGCCUUCAGGCCAAUCUGGGACGACCCGUCCAAACAGGGAUCUCAGCAGCUGGACUCGGCUCCAGAGAAAGAGAAGAGACAAGGCUUCGUGCCGAUCCAGGCUCCGGCGAGGCAGAGGUUCCAGGGUUUCAACCUCAGGUCGGGUUUGGCUCAGCAGCGCGGAAACCACACGGCAGCGGCGGCGACAAGCGGCGGAGGAUUGUGGGACGACAGCGAGGACAGCGAGGGGCCCUGCAGCAACGUUUGACCUCCACUGUCAAUGUGUCCCCGUCGUCCCCGCACAGAGACACGAGGACUUUGACUUACGAACUGUUAAACACACAACUGUGACGUCACAAACAAAAGUCACGACGGAAACAAAGAUGCAUGAACGAUGACAAACUGGAAACAGGUUCAUCUGGAUUACACUUGGACAUGUACUGUACAAUUAAAAAAUGUAUGGUAGUUUUGUGUCAACUAAGGCGAAAAUAAAGGAAUAAAGAACACAAAUUUAAUAUGCCUUUUAAACACAGAUGAGCCUAAAUUAUGAAACAGUAAUUUGCAGAAUUUGAUCAAAAAAAUCCCACAUUUUAUUAUACUUCAGACCAUAUUUUAUGAAGUAGAGCUGAGAAGGUAAUAUCGAUGCAUCUGAAGUGAUUCUUUAUUGAAAUUACUUUCAAUAAAGUAAGUUGCAUUCUGCAGUUUCACCAUUAGAUGUCACUAACAAUUACACACUGGACCUUAAAAAGAAAAUCAGAUUCUGUGAGUAUGCCAUUUAAUCCUCCAAAUCUGACAGUUUAUCCUAUAAUCCAAGUGAACAGCUGUGAUAACACUUGAAAGGAUUCUCGAGGCGCUCCCUGAUGACAGUUCGGAGAUAUCACGUGUAGCAUGAAAACUCAAAAGAGGUUAAGUUUGUCCUUUGUGGGCUACCGUAGAAACAUGAUGGCCCAAAAUUGCUGCCUCAUUCUACGGUGAAUGAAAAACAACAAAUUACAUAUACAGUCACGUGAUUGUACGCUUGUGUAGAAUUUCACUUACAUUUUACGCACUGGACCUUUAACCCUAGUGGCUAGUCGUGUCAAAAUGUGAACGGACGAUGAACGGAAGACAAAAGACAAGCAGUUAAUCUGAGAGUCCAAGAGAACGUUUUUCCUGUAAGAUUUCACGUUCAAAAUGUCAAAACUGUCCCUUUAACUCUUCAGUCUGCAGACAAAUAAAAACAAGACAGAGGAGUGUUUCAGUACAAAAUAAGACUGGGUGAUUUAUUAAUCUCAUCAAGACCAUUAAUACAAAGCAGUUAAAAGGCCACAUACCAUCAAAUAAACCGACUGCUGGAUCAAGCUGUUACAGUGCCACCGGAGGGAAAACCUAAUCUGUUAAUCUGCUGGGGCUGAUGGGGGAAGCGCUGGGGGGCGGGGUCUUUGAAAAAUGAUCGACAAAAGAGGAAGAACACAAAAACAAAAAGUCACCCCGCCCCCCCAACAAUACUGACAUGGGAAAUGGACAGAACAAAAAAAAAAAAAAAUCCCCCAUAAUUCCUCUUUAAAAUCUGGACGUCUCAGUUUAUUCAGGAGGAAAAGUGAGGAGACGACUUUAAAUGAAAUUCUGCUGAGAUCCAGCUCGUGGUUAGUUUUCUUUUUAAGCUGCGUCUUUUACAAAAACACGUCUUGGGGGUUUUAAAAGUGAGCCGGUCGACUGUGUUCUGCCCUGAUCCGCGUAGAAAGCGAGUUGAGCGGCUGCAUAGGGUCACUGCGUUUACAAACACGACCUAUAACAACCGCGGCUCGUCAACAGUACAGCCUAAAGUGCACAAAGUGUGUUUCUCGGAAAAAAAACAAAACAAA
Molecule: messenger RNA, 3960 nt
Organism: Solea solea (common sole)
Lineage: Eukaryota; Metazoa; Chordata; Actinopteri; Pleuronectiformes; Soleidae
Exons: 15
Coding region: 291-2384 (697 amino acids)
Molecular function (GO): guanyl-nucleotide exchange factor activity
Source: RefSeq, a predicted model, not a curated record